Molecule: messenger RNA, 483 nt
Organism: Lachancea fermentati
Lineage: Eukaryota; Fungi; Ascomycota; Saccharomycetes; Saccharomycetales; Saccharomycetaceae
Source: the annotation of a GenBank genome assembly
AUGAUGAAACCGCAACGCGCGUUCCUGCGAUUGUUUACUUCCGUUGUACGGUUGAGAAAGUCACAUCAAAUACAAAUCAAAAGCUUAGAGGACUUAGCGAAGCUGGAAUCCCUAGAAGAUGUCGACCCAGAGCUGGUAAAACGUUUAAUCAAUGAACGCACAAAUGAGCUGAACAUUCAGAAUGAACUUCAGAUGUUGAAAAACCUACAAUCACAAGAAAAGCAACAUCAAGACGUGUCUUUGAGAAAAUUUGUAAGACCUGCAUGGAUGUUCCUGUUAAUGAGCUCUCUUGUGUAUUUAUCGGGUCAUUAUCUCUGGUGUAGACUUGAACACGACGAGAGAGAAGAAGAUCUCAAGAGACAAGUUAAAGCCAUGGAGAAUGAACUGUUUUCAUUGAUUGAAGAAAAGCGGAAGGAUUCUGAAAUAGACACCGAAGAUCGGAAUGCUUCUACCAGAAGUUGGUACAAGCGUUGGUUCUGGUAA